Pundamilia nyererei is the source of this 3004-nucleotide messenger RNA. It is a transcript of the gene spty2d1, whose product is annotated as SPT2 chromatin protein domain containing 1. Gene Ontology annotation, molecular function: histone binding; DNA binding. Lineage: Eukaryota; Metazoa; Chordata; Actinopteri; Cichliformes; Cichlidae. Gene Ontology annotation, cellular component: nucleolus. The transcript is spliced from 6 exons. Gene Ontology annotation, biological process: transcription by RNA polymerase I; nucleosome assembly. The record is from RefSeq and is a predicted model, not a curated record. Bases 456 to 2462 code for a protein of 668 amino acids.
ACUUCCGUUAGUAGCUCUUCGGACCUUUAAUUUUCGUUCUACCCAGCUGCUAGUCUCUACUAACACCCGGCGUCGGUUGUGCUCGAUUUAUUUAUUUUUUUGUUAUUUGGAGGUUUUUGUCCAUCUGUAGGUGCUGAAUACGCAAAUUUUGAUGGGGUUUCCCUUAGUUUGGUGCGUUAUCAGCGCAGAGCGGAAGUUCGCCUUUCGAGCUUUUUGGUUAGCUGACGUUAACGUUGCCAAACGUUAGAUUAGCUAACUUUGCUAACGCGUGCUAUUGUGAAGAAAGUAGGAUUAACUACUCUGUUUGCAAAUGUCCUACAGUAGACUGUUACUGAUACAGUCGUUUGUUACAGCUGUCUGGCUAAGUAAAGUUUGGAAACGCCUGAGAGCUAAACAGUCAUUCAGCACUCCUGCUUGAGUCUUCAAACAGCCAGCCUACAUCGCCGACCGAAAUCAUGGAUUUUGAUAACAUAUUGAACAUCGCCUCACAAAACCAGGGCCUCAGCAGUGUACAGAAGAGAUACAGUUUACAAGCUGGACCCCCGAAAAAGGACCCAAAGUCAAAGGGUGUAAAUCCUGCUGCUGUGCAGGCACUUCUGAAGAAGCAAGUCACUGAAAACAAAAAGAAAGAAUGGGAAAUGAAGAAACAGAAAGAGGAGCUAUUAGCCAAGAGGGUUGAGUUAAAGUCAGACCGUAAAGCGCGUGCCAUGGCCUCCCGAACUAAGGAUAACUUCAAAGGCUACAAUGGUGUCCCAGUGGUAGAGGUUCCCAAAAAGAGGAGAUCAAAACAUGAUAUGCAGGAAGAUGACUUGAAUGGGGGAAGUUUUAGGAAUAAUACAGUUGACCCAGAGGAUGAUGAUGAGGACAACUACGAGUAUGAACAGACAGAUUCAGAGCCAGAGUCCGAGCCCGAGCCACUGAGGCCUGGCAGAAUAGCGGGAAAUAGUAGCAGUAGUAGUGGCAAAACCUCUUCUAAAAAAAACAAUGGGCCGCCCAAGCCCCCUGCACCUUCCAUGAACUUUGCUGACUUGCUCAAAUUGGCAGAAAAGAAACAGUUUGAACCAGUUGAUCUAAAACCCAAAGUAGUGAAAAAGGAGGAAAGGCUGCGCACAGCAGAUGAGAUAAAGGAACUGGAGAUUGAGCGCAAGGCUAAGAAACAAGACAAAGACAAAAACUCAAAGGCAGACAGAGGAAGAGAUGGGAAGUCUCAGUCUGGUUAUAGUUCAAGUCAAAAAAACACUUUUGAGAGGGAACAGAAGAACAGCAGACCACAAAAGAUCUGCUUAGAAAAACAAAGUGUGCCCAGUGGGUCAAUAAAGAAGUCACAACCAACAGUAUUUAAUGAUACAGGCCUCUCUUUUUCCAAACUUUCUGGUAGUGAUAGAGAAAGAACCAAGCUGUCUUGCAGUGAUAAAGAAAAAUCCAAGACAAGCUUGUCUAAUUCAUCAGGUGUCAUAAACAGUAAAGUACCUUCAAAAGCCAUGUCAUCUCAGGUUUUAGCCAAACAAGGGGCCCCAAAGCCCUCGUCUAGCCACAAAUCCAGCACCUUAAGUGACCUUAGCUUCAGAAGAGAAAGCUCGUCAUUACUUCAAGGAAAAGUUUCAGGUAUUCCUGGGAACAGGCCCUCUGGUGCAGCUGGCACAGGCCAGAAGUCCAAACAGGUGAGUUCUCAACAGAUUAAGCCUAGUCAGGGUAGCUCCUCAAAGCAGGGACCCACAAAUGGAGACCCCAAGUUCGGAAGGGGAGAACCACCACGGUCUGGAAUGAAUUCUGCAGCAAAAUCAGGUGGAAAUUCAGUGAUGAGACCUUCUUUGAGUGGCCCCCCUAAGGCUGGGAGCCAGCCUCAGUCAAAAACUGGAGGAACAUCUGGUAGUGUGCCAAAGGCCAGGCCUGGUGGUAGUGGCCUUCAAGGUCAUCCUGGAAGUAUUGUAUCCCGACCUCAAGGAAGUGGACCAGGUCGGCCUGGCAGUGGAGGACUUGUACCAGGAAGACCAACUAGCAGUAGUGGAUUAGGACCUGGAAGACCAACUAGCAGUAGUGGAUUAUGUCUUCUCCCUACUAUGUUUAUAUUGAAAAGGGAAAAAUUUGAUAUGCCGCAUUUUGAAAGUAAUUUCUAUAUUCAUUAUCCAGGACCGAUGCUGCCACCUAUCACAUCUGCAUACAAGAGGAAAUAUGAGGAUGAGGAAGAUGAGUAUGACUCAGAAAUGGAUGAUUUUAUUGAUGAUGGAGGUGAGGUGCAGGAGGAAAUUUCUAAGCACAUAAAGGAAAUCUUUGGCUAUGAUCGAAGCAGAUACAGAGAUGAGAGUGACUAUGCACUAAAAUUCAUGGAGAGCAGCUGGAAAGAUUUGCAGAAAGAAGAAGCUAGGAGCCUGAGAAUGGCUGUGCAGGAGGAUCUGGAGGAGGAAAGAAGGGAGGAAGAAGAGCUGAAAAGAAAAAACGUCAAGAGGAAAAAAAUGAACUGAGGCCUCAUUGUUGUUGAGAGGAAUAAAAUAAGAUCAUUUUCUUCAUUUUGCUGAGAGAUGCAACAAAGGGAUAUACAAAACCCAGUGACUGUCCACUUUGGGUGCUUUGUCAUUGCUUCUCUCCCUGAGAUUAGAUAAAACCUAGCAGCAUCUCAAGAAAACUGGAGAGGAAGAAUUUUAGUAAAAGAAGGCUUAAAAAAGACAAUAUGCACAAAUUAUUCAGGCACUAGGGUUAAAGUUCUCACAUUGUCCUUUCUUAUUUAUUUUACCUGCUGAGUGCAGGGAUACCUACAGUCCCAUCUGUUUAAAAAACAAAAAAGAUUGGCAUCAACAACUACAGUAAUGGAAAAGUGUGAUUGAUUUCUUUCUUUCUUCUUUCUUUUUCCUCUUUUUUAAAAAACAAACAAACAAACAAACAAAACAAAACGCUAACAUGAAAUGUUAUAUAAAUGAUGACAUGCUAUUUUUGAGGCGAAGUUGUUGCAUAUUUUUCCAGACUUUUAUUGUAAACUCAGUAAAAUGUAGACGACAUUACCAUUUGA